AUGGCGUCAGGCGUCGAUGCUCGGCUGCUGAAGUCGACCAAGUUCCCUACAGAGUUCAAUCAGAAGGUGGACAUGCAAAAGGUCAAUAUCCAUGUCAUCAAGAAAUGGAUCGCCAGCCGCAUUUCCGAGAUCCUGGGCAACGAAGACGACGUGAUCAUCGAGCUCUGCUUCGCCCUGAUUGAGGGAGCGCGCAACCCCGAUAUCAAGUCUCUACAAAUUCAGUUGACAGGGUUCCUCGAGAAGGACACUGCUACGUUCUGCAAAGAGCUCUGGAAGCUUCUUCUGAGUGCCCAGUCUAGUCCACAGGGUGUCCCCAAAGAGCUUCUCGAGGCUAAGAAGCUGGAGCUGAUGCAAGAAAAGGCAGAUGCGGACCGUAGUGUCGACGACACCCGUCGCCGUCGCGACCAGGACGACCGCCGAGCCCGGGAUUUCUCCGACGACGUCGAGGGGAUCGUGGAUUUGACCGAGGAGGUCGUGGCCGUGGUGGCGGCUUUGGUCGCGACCGCUCCCGUUCGCCAGAUGAUCGAUUUCGUCAACCCAGGGAUACGUACCCUAGCGACAGAUACGUGCCGCAGGGUCGUGGUGGAAGAGAAAGUGACCGUGGUCGCGGAUCAUUCCGGGGCCGUGAUCGGGAGUCGGAUCGAGGGCGUGAUCGAAACAUGGACCGGGGCCGCCCAAGAUCGCUCUCCUCCAGAUCAUCUCGGGGAAGUCAAAGCUCGCGCAGUCGCAGUAUUUCGAGAGGCAGCUCCAAAGCGGGACGAGCCAGGCGCUCACGGAAAAGAUCUAGAUCUAGAUCUAGGUCCAGGUCGAGGUCCAGGUCGCCGCAACGCAGACGCGGAGCACAAACCGGAAGGAAUCGCGACGGCCGCCUACGACGAUCGCCAUCCACAUCGCCUGAUCGACGUGGGCCAUCGUCGAAGAGGCGCCGAUACUCGUCAUCUAGAAGCAGAUCCGCCACUCCCCGACGCAGGCGCUCUCCGUCAUCCUCUGGUUCUUCACGCAGCUACACGAGAUCACGAAGCCGAAGUGAAUGUCGCAGCCGCAGCCGCAGCCGCAGGUCUUACUCCAGCGACAGCAGACGAUCACCAUCGCCCCGGAGACGACGCCCGCGCAGCCAGAGCGUCUCCAGCCACGAAUCUGGAGCAGAGAAGAGGACUGGGCGAUCAAGGCGAGAGACGUCAGAGACGCGCGGGCCACGACGCAACAGUUCCUCGCCGCCGGGGUCACCAUCAUCACCACCCAAACAUCGUAGCGGAUAGGCUGAUGUGUCCAAGGGUAGCCGUCAUUCAUUACUAG
This is a messenger RNA of Emericellopsis atlantica, 1296 nucleotides long. RefSeq lists its product as uncharacterized. Gene Ontology annotation, molecular function: RNA binding. Gene Ontology annotation, biological process: regulation of mRNA splicing, via spliceosome; mRNA processing. Bases 1 to 1296 code for a protein of 431 amino acids. The transcript has 5 exons. Lineage: Eukaryota; Fungi; Ascomycota; Sordariomycetes; Hypocreales; Bionectriaceae. Gene Ontology annotation, cellular component: spliceosomal complex. The record is from RefSeq and is a predicted model, not a curated record.